Pipistrellus kuhlii (Kuhl's pipistrelle) is the source of this 3639-nucleotide messenger RNA. RefSeq names its product DNA polymerase nu (gene POLN). The coding region runs from base 874 to 3522 and encodes 882 amino acids. NCBI's taxonomy places the organism in Eukaryota, Metazoa, Chordata, Mammalia, Chiroptera, Vespertilionidae. Gene Ontology annotation, biological process: double-strand break repair; DNA-templated DNA replication. Gene Ontology annotation, molecular function: DNA binding; DNA-directed DNA polymerase activity. The record is from RefSeq and is a predicted model, not a curated record. The transcript has 24 exons.
CUGCUUUAAUGCCUGAUUUAUACAUGGCCUCUUUUAUAUGCCAUGUAAGUUUUAUAGAAAGAUACAGGUAUUACUUUCAAGAAUGACCUGCCCUUGAUAUCUAAAAACCUAGAAUGUGAUCUUUAUGGAAUUUUUCAACCAUAACUAUCAGAAAAUGGGUAUGCAUAGGUGACAGAUGAACCCUGUUAAUUUUUGUAAUGCAUUGAACAAAAAUGUUCUGCCAAUUACUGCAUUUGUACAUUAUUUAAAAUUUAUGAAGUAAAUCUUAAAUGUGCUUUAAAAACAUUCCUUACCCCCCCCCCCCCCCCGAUUCUACUUUGGACUAGAUAAUGAAAAAUUUUCUGCAGCAAUGUGGAAAAAUAUGUCUCCUGUUUCCUGGUUAAUGAAAUAAAUUCUGUUUAGAUUAGUGCCAAAUAUGUUAGAUGACCAACCAGCUAUUUGGUGAUUGGUGCUGUGGCUUCCAGACCUUCAUGAUCUCAGCCCAAAGGGCCCAGUAUAUAUAGCUGAGCAGAUCGAGAGAAAGGAUGUCAGGUGGUUUGUCAAAAUCAUGCCAUUCAGUUAGAAAUAAUGGUCUUGUAUAUGUGAAGAUUGUAAUAACAAACUAGGAAGUGUUUGAGUCAGUUGCUUUACAAUUGGUUAACUAGAAAAUAUGUUCUUUGUUACUUAUAUAUCAUAAUACCCCCAAAGGAGCCUCUAACCAUUGCUUUAUUCUUACGAUCCUAUGUGUAAAAGGGAAAAUUGAUACCUAUUUAUUGUGGUUUUUAAUAUAAAAUUUUUUAUGAAAGUCUCAGUACAUUUCAGAUUUCUUGUUUCUUAUUUUGAAGGCUCAAAAUUAAUAUAUAGGUGUUUUGUUUAUCUUAUGUUUAGGAAUUUAUGAAAAUGGAAAAUUAUGAGGCAUUUGUAGGCUUUGAUCUCUGUCAGAUACCACUUUCCAGUGUUGCUCAGAAGAUUAUGUCUGCUAUGCACUCAGGUGAUUUAGCGGAGUCUAAGAAUUGGAGAGAGAGUGAAAAGACUGCAGAAGUGGUAAAUGAAUCCAGUGUUAAGUAUUCAGUUCUUGAAGAUGGGAAGAAUCAAACUCUCGAUAAAAUGGAUCUUCAUUCUUUCACAAGCCAGACAUCUAGUGCUUCUCUCAGACUCCCUCAGUCCUCCAGUAUCAGACUCACAGGUCAGCUGCCUGCUAACCAAAGACAGAACCUCAGCUCCCGGACUCCUUCCAGCCGUCCACCCCCACAGCAUAACCACGAGGCUCCAGUGCUACAGAAGAAGGAACAUAGAAGAAAACAUCUAAAACAACAUUUCAAGAAUGAAAAUAAAGAAAGCAUGACUCUUAAAAGAAAACACAUUCCAUGUCAUAAUUCACCAGACAAAAGGAGUCAACACACAGCACUGAAAGAAGAUGCUGAGCAGGUGGAAGCCUCCCUGAGUCCUGGAAACCAUCUCUGCGAUGUCAGGCAUCUGGGGGAUUUGGAGAAAAGCCAGCUGAUGGAAAUGCUCCAGCAGGCCGCAUCCCUGGUGGUGACGCUGAUGUACAAGGAUGGUUCAACCCAGCUACGGGCUGACCAGGCCCCGGUUUCCGGUGUGAAGGGAAUUGUGCUGUUACCGCAGAGCCGCGCAGGAGGCGGCCGUCCUCUGGCUGCCUCCGCCCCGGGCCGCGCUCCGGAGGCAGGAGCCCUGCCCAGCGACCCGUGCGUCUACAUAGAGACGGCGCCGCCUGCGGUCUGCAGCCAGGAACAAGGAGCACACAGCCAGUUUGCCCGGCGGGUGCUGUUUCAAAUCCUGAAAUGUAGCCGCCCCGUCAUCUGUUUCAACGCUAAGGAUUUGGUGAGAACAGUGCUGCAGUACUUUGGCGAUGACGGCAGCUGGAAGCACGUGGCUGACUUCGUAGGGCUGGACCCUAGAAUUGCUGCGUGGCUCCUAGAUCCUAGUGCUGCCACACCCUCUUUUGAGGAUUUAGUGGCAAAAUCCUUCGGAAACGCUGUCACGGUGACAGUGAGCAGCACGUAUGGGAAUUCCUCAAGAAACACUGUGAAUCGGAACGUGUGUGCCAACCUGCGGGUCCUCUACCGGCUUACGAUGGACCUCUGCUCUCGGCUGAAGGCUUCCGGUUUGUGGCAGCUGUUCUGUACCCUGGAGCUGCCUCUGAUCCCCAUUUUGGCAGUGAUGGAAAGCCACCGCAUCCGGGUGAACAGGGAAGAGCUGGAGAGGACCUCCGCGCUCCUCGGGUCUCGUCUCAAGGAAUUGGAGCGAGAAGCCCACUUUGUGGCCGGAGAGCAGUUCCUCGUGACGAGCAGCGACCAGCUCCGAGAGAUCCUCUUUGGCAAGCUGAAGCUGCACCUGCUGAGCCCCACGGGGACGCUUCCCAAGACCGGGAUGCGGGGCCGCCUGUCCACGUCCGAAGCCGCGUUAAAUGCUCUGCAAGCCCUCCAUCCACUGCCCAAGAUCAUUCUGGAAUACAGGCAGGUUCACAAGAUCAAGUCAACCUUUGUGGACGGGCUGCUCGCCUGCGUGAAAGAGGGCGCCAUCUCCUCCACGUGGAACCAGACGGGGACGGUGAGCGGGAGGCUCUCUGCCAAGCAGCCGAAUAUCCAAGGGAUCUCCAAGCAGCCAAUUCAGAUGACCAAGCCUCGGAAUUACAAAGGGAAGGAAGAGGUCGCCCUCACCAUCGCCCCGAGGACCAUGCUGGUCUCCGCCAGUGGCCACUCCUUCCUGGCGGCAGACUUCGCGCAGAUCGAGUUGCGCAUUCUUGCCCACUUAUCUGGGGACCCAGGACUCCUGACGCUGUUCCAGGCCCCCGAGGGGGACGACGUGUUCUCCGCCCUGACGGCCCGGUGGAAGGACAUCCCCACAGAGCGCGUGACGCACGCAGACAGGGAGCAGACCAAGAGGGUGGUGUACGCAGUGGUGUACGGAGCAGGGAAGGAGCGACUCGCUGCCUGUCUUGGAGUUCCUGUUCCGGAAGCCGCCCGCUUUUUGGAGAGUUUCUUGCAGAAGUAUCAGAAAAUCAAGGACUUUGCCCAAGCAACCAUUGCCCAGUGUCACCAGACAGGCUACGUGGCGUCCAUCAUGGGCAGGAGGAGGCUGCUGCCACGGAUCCAUGCGCAGAACCAGCAGCUCCGGGCACAGGCAGAGCGGCAGGCAGUGAACUUCGUGGUGCAAGGCUCGGCCGCAGACCUCUGCAAGAUGGCCAUGAUCCACAUCUUCGCUGCAGUGGCCGCGUCCCCCACCCUGACGGCCAGGCUGGUGGCCCAGAUCCACGACGAGCUGCUGUUUGAGGUGGAAGAUGCACAGGUGCCCGAGUGCGCAGCUCUGGUGCAGGGAGCCAUGGAGGCCCUGCAGCACGUGAGGGCGCUGGAGCUGCAGCUGCAGGUGCCCCUGAAGGUGAGCCUGAGCACCGGCCGCUCCUGGGGACACCUGGUGCCACUGCAGGAGGCCCCGCCUCGGCCACGCCCCUGUCCUGCCAUGUCUCCACGCAACCGCCUGGCCAGGCCGCACCUGCCUGCUUCCCCUGCACUCCCUCCGUAGCCUGGCAACAGCCAGGACCAACCAGCUCCCCAGCCCCGGUGGCCUCCCCAAGGUCAGGGCUGGCGUCUGUACCGGCUGGUGGCUGGAGCAGGACGUGGCCCGGAAUGCACCCUCUGC